Molecule: messenger RNA, 3356 nt
Organism: Candoia aspera
Lineage: Eukaryota; Metazoa; Chordata; Lepidosauria; Squamata; Candoiidae
Gene: MTMR11
Product: myotubularin related protein 11
Exons: 17
Coding region: 414-2675 (753 amino acids)
Biological process (GO): phosphatidylinositol dephosphorylation
Cellular component (GO): cytoplasm; membrane
Molecular function (GO): phosphatidylinositol-3-phosphate phosphatase activity
Source: RefSeq, a predicted model, not a curated record
AGAGCCAAAAGCCGCGCCUUGCAGCAGUAGCAGCUAGCAGCCCUCGUGCACCCAGUGCUGCUGCCCAGCUUUUCCAGAUGUCCUCUCCAAACAGCAGCAAACCUUUUAUUUUUCAGAAGGGAAUUUGAUUAAAAUUCAUCCUCUCUCUCUCUGCUUCUGCCUCUCCAAGGAAGACCUCUGCAUAUUCAAAGAGCCUGCUUCGGUUAUUCUGCCCCAACAGGAAGGAGGGAGCUGGAGACAUCUGAUCACCGAGACUCCCAUCCUACCACACCCUUAGAUUUCAUUCCAGAUUCUAGGCUAAUUGGAGGGGGGAUUUAGGACACGGAUUUCUUUCCCUCUCCCCUGUAUUUCUCCCACUACACUCAAGAAUACGGACCCACCCCCUUUUUUAUGGGGCACACAAAGACAUUACGAUGCUUUCUAUGUCUAAGAACUCCUUUAAAAUUAAGCAGCCUCUUCCGGAUACAGGGCCUAGUAGUCCAAAGUCCCCCAACAUGAGUGGAAAGAGGAAUGGAAACUUUCGUUCUCUCCAGUGCAUAGCAGGUGAAUAUAUCCAAGCAGCAGCAGGUCAUGUAAAAAAAAGCAGUUGUUCCCAAGAUGGCGAAGGAUAUAUUCCUGGCACACUUUACUGUACUAAUCUAAGAGUGGCCUUCUUACCAGAUUCCUCUCCAAGCACUGAGAACGGCUCUUGCUGCCCCUUCGUGCGCAGUGACUAUGAAGUGGCCCUACCAUGUAUUGGGAAACUGGUGGCUGUGAACAGUUUCACAAAAGCCAAGGUGCUGACAAGCACAUCUACGCUGAAGUUCAUCCCUGAGGAGCUGGUCGUCUACUGCCGAGAUUUCCGGGUGCUACGGUUCCAAUUCCAUGAAAACGGCUUAGGACCUCAGGCCUUCCGGGUGACAAUGGCCAUUGCACAAGCUCAGGAGAACAGUGGCAAGGACAGCUGCUAUGAAAAUAUAGCUCUGAAGAAUUUGGAGAGCAGCUACCUGGGCAGACAGGACAAACAACUGCAGGAAGAGUUCUCAGUACUGCUUUUUGAGACCCUCUCUGACUGGGAGGAGGAGCUGAAGCGGCUUGGUGCAGCUAGCUGGCGGGUCAGCCCGGUCAACGAGCGCUUUGAUAUGUCUACCAGCCUCCCCAAAUACCUAUGGGUGCCCAGUCGAUUUCUGGACAAUGAGCUGAAAAGAGUCUUUGUGCAUUUCAACGAAAGACGGAUCCCAAGAUUGUGCUGGCAUCACCCAAGAGGCAGUGAUCUCCUUAGAGCAGCCAACUUCCACACUAACUCAGAUCCAGAGAAGGAAGAUAUGAGGGCAAUAGAAACAUUAUUGUUUGCUGGACAUUCGCAGUGUGUAAUUGUAGAAGCAACUGCUGACCUCCCCAGCCUUCCUGAGAUCCAACAGUCUUAUUCCAAACUCUGGAACCUGAGCCUUUGCCUGACCGAUGGAUCCAUUGCACCCCCUGAUGAGAAAUGGCUCUCAGGUCUGGAAAGUACACGGUGGCUGGAUCAUGUAAGAAUAUGCUUGAAGAAGGCCAGUGAAGUGACUGUACUACUAGCAGAGAGGAGUCGGUCAGUCGUACUGCAAGAAUCAGAUGACAGAGAUUUGAAUUGUUUGCUGGCUUCCCUAGUGCAAGUUCUUUCAGAUCCUCACAUGAGGACAAUACAUGGGUUCCAGAGCUUGAUCCAGAAAGAAUGGGUAGCAGCAGGCCAUCCUUUCCUGCAGCGUCUCAAUGUACUCCAUAAAAAUGACCAGGAUGAGUCACCAGUAUUUUUCCUGUUCCUGGAUUCCAUAUGGCAACUGCUGCAGCAGUUCCCACAUUCCUUUGAGUUUACAGAGGCCUACUUGAUGGCUGUGUAUGACAGCUGCUUCAUCCCAUUUUCCAGCACUUUCCUGUUCAACUGCCAGUGGGAACGAAAUCGAAAGAAUCAGAAUCGUCUUCUUAAUCAACUUUACACUCCUAUAAAUGGCUGGCAAGAAAACCUCUGUUUAGAGAUCCUGCAGAAAGGAGGCUACCCUGUCAAGAACGUGGAGCAUACAAAUUUGUCCACAAUUUGGAAUUGGCUUCUCAGAUCUAACCCCUGGCAGAGAGCACAGUUCAGGAACCCCUGGUACAAUGGGAACAACUUCAGCAAUGGAGGCACUUUGAACAAAAAUUUCGUACUCGCAAAUAGUGACAAGAUGGAACACAGUUCUUCAGAAAAAUGGACCUUGUACCUCUUUUCCAAAGGCUCUCUCAGUUUGCAAACACACAUUUUUCCUUGGAAAAAUGGGACCCUCUCCAAGAAGAGUUCUCGUCGUGUUCAGGCACUGGAGACUUCUAGAGAACAGGACAGGUCUUGGAAGACCAAAUCCAGUGGCAGCUUCAUUUAUCAUAAUGGACUGCUGCUUCUCCCAUCACAUACAGGGACUUCAAUACGAUUAUGGAAAAGGUGUUAUCUUCGGGGGAAUCCAGACGUUAAGGUUGGCCUCUUUGCUUCCAACAUUGUCAGUCUCACUGAAGAACUGGAUCUUCUUCAAAAGCGGCUAACCUAUUUGCAAGCAAGAGGAAGCUACAGCAUAGCUCUGGAAAGUGCACAAGGAGGCCAAGAGCCCAUUAAAAAUACAGAGAAAGAAAAGUUCAGUUUUGCCCUCCCCUUGAUAAUGGAUGGGCUUCCUGACCACUCAUGGCAAAUGUGAGACUCAGCUGCUGCUGCUCCUUCAUAGGAGAGCACCUAUAACAAGCCAGGUUUUAGAAACUUCUUAAACGAGGUACUGUGCUUUGUAUAUUCCUAUGCAUAGUUUUCUAAAACUAACAUCCUUCCAAGAGAACUAAAGUCCUUAUGCUGCAGAGACAGUGGCAUGCUACGUAUCUAUAACCCUGGUAUGCGGAAAGAAUUCAGUAGGCAUUUUUUCUUCUUAUUGCCUAACAGGUAUAUACCUGUAAAUGUAUUAAUUGUCAAGCAGCAUUAAAUGCUGACUCUAUAUUCAAUAUAUAGAAAUCAUCAACCCCGGAUCCUCAGGCCCAACGUGCAUAAUACACUGACAAAUGAUGCUUGUAUGCAGAAAUGUAAUCCUUUUCUCUUCCCUCGCCAUAUAUCAAGUUACUGUUUACUUUAUUAAUUCAAUGUGUACUCACUAUCUGCUGUGAGUGUGCAUGUGUGCACAUAUAUAUGGAAGAAAACCUCCACAGCCAAAAGGUAUUCAGCCUAACAAAGGCAAAAGUUGUUGCUGCCGUUGCAAGUUUGCUAUAACUUCAUUUUAUGUUAUUUCAUAAGCUUUUGUUCAGAAGAAGCUUUAAUAGCAAACAGGAAACUGUCAAUCUUAAGCUAACAGCUUUUUAAAUAAAACAAAAACCUCUGUAAACAGAAUACACCCAAA